UCUGGCCAGCAUACGCUGAGCUGAGCUUAAGCUUGAGCUGAGCUGAGCCGAGCCGAGUCGAGCCCGAGCUGAGCGCGGCAGCAGGCCACUGUCCUAUGACUCGGAGGGACGGGCCGCAGCCGGCAGCGGCAUGUAGAGCUGUAGAAGGAGGGGAGGUGCUGGAGGAGGAGCAGCGUAUGUUCUCUAGCAGAGCAGAGCAGAUUAGAGGAGCGAAGACAGAAGAGAAGAGAAAAGAAAAAGAGAAAAGCAGAUCUCGUCGAGAGGCAGAGGGCUAGAGGGCAGAGCUCUCCGGCAGCAGCAGCAGCAGCAGCAGCAGGAGCGCAGCAGAGAGGAGAGAUGAAUGAGUGAUUUUUGUGGAGGAAGGAGCAGUAGUUGUGGGGGCUCUGCAUCAUCCCUCCCUCUCUCCCUCCCUCCCUCUUGUCCCCUUUUGCUCCCUCUCUCCUCCUCCUCCUUCUCUCCUUCUUCCCGAAGAGUGAGCGAGUGUGUGUCUGCUCGCUGUUGCCGCCUCCCACCACCUUCACCGUACCCCCCAAUCCCAACCCAGCCAUCAUCACCAUCAUCAUCAGCACCAGCACCAGCAGCCGCUGCUGCUGCAGUUCUGUCUGUGUCUGUCACUCUGGUUCAUCACGCACUCACUCAAAGCCAACGUCCUCUCGCUUUCUGCUGAAGAAAGGAGAUUGGCCCGUGCACCUCUCUCCACUUUCCGCUCGGGACAACAUUGCUCGUCGUCCUGUCCUCCUUCCUUGCUCGCUUUUGUUGGGAUUGCGUUGCGUUGCGUCGCCUCGCAUCGGCCCGCCCUGGCCUAGCUCGGCUGUCGUUCUUUCAAUUCGUCGCUCGGUCGGUUCAAUCAUCCAGUCAGCCAUUCAUUCAUUCACUCACUCACUCACUCAAUCACUGCACUCGGUGGCCGCGUUCCGUCUUCUGAUGCUGAGGCGCAUCGGGCGCGGAGAAGAGAGAUGGGAAGAUGAGUACGGAGUCCGACGGGCGGGACGGGCGCUUUUGGCAAUUGCGGAUUGAGCACGGCGUUGCGCUGAGGAUGAUUGGAUGAAUUGCGCCAGGGCCUACAGGUUUUUAAGCUCCAGGGCCGCGUGCAUCUCUCCAGGGCUAGCGAGAGCAUCAGGAUCAUGGGAUGCGUUGUGGCAGCGGGCAGAUCCAGAUGAUCCAUUGAUCGCCUCAGGGGUUUUGGAAUGAGAGCUUCGUGAGCUCCAGCAUUUGCCUCUGCGUGCGUGCGUGCGUGCGUUACUGGGCGCUCGUCAGAUCAGAAGAUUCUAGACUGACACGAAUCCAGACAGACAGAAGACAGACAGAGGAGAGGGAGAGGGAGAGCGGGGGAGAGAGAGCGGGACCCUGAGGUCGGAGGAUUGAUUAGGCGAGGCAGGAACGCAGUGCAUUCUUCUUGCGGGCGGAGGAGGAUUUACAAUCUCGAGCGGCAGACGGAGUAGAGUUGCGGAGUAGAGUGGUCGUCGGACAGGAAUGGGCGGUAGUGAACAACUAUGAGGAGGCAAAGUAAGAACUGGACGACUCUCCGUAUGCUGGCAUCACGAGGCGCUGGGAUGUGGGCAGCUUUGAUGCUCGCCCUCCUCUCGUUGCUCAUGAUCGUCAACAACUUUCAUAUCAUCUCGUUCCAUUUUCGUCAAUCUCCUUUCGCCCGUGACCUAGAUGGGUCGUUGAUCAUCACGACGAUGCAGAAAGGGUGGGGAGAAAUAACGAGCGAGGAAAAAUCGGAGGCCCAGACUUUGGAGGAAGAGACGCAGGACGCCUUAAACCUCGACGGGCAAAACCUGGACAUCGAAAACCUGGAACUGCAAAUUAACAACGACGAAGUGCGGCAGGCUCUGCUAGACCACGAGGUCGAGGCCGAGGUCGAGGUGCGGCCUCCUCCUCGUCAGGUCCGACGUGACGAAGAUGAAACUCAUCGAAUGCGGCGUGUGGAGGAUAUUCCUCGUCGGAUACAACACGAGGAUGAACCUCGUCGUAUUCCCCGAGACGAUGAUGAGCCUCUCCGGUUUCGAGAGGAUGAUCCUCAUCGGAUGAUCCACGAGGAUGAUCCUCGUAGGCUACAACGUGAGGAGAUCUCUGAGGACAAACCCCAUCACGAUCGUAGCCUGCGGGAGCCCCCUCCCACCCAAAUUCUAGUGAAGGACAAUAGGACUCGGGCGGCUCCUGUACUAUACCUUGAUACCUCAUUACCUCCAGAUCAUCCGUGUCAGGGAUUCACUUUCCCUCCUCCACCUGCUGACAAGAAAAGAACAGGCCCACGACCUUGUCCAGUUUGCUACCUUCCUGUGGAUCAAGCCAUCAAAGCGAUGCCGCCAGGCCCAACUCGUACACCUGUGCUCAAGCACUUGACCUACAUUAGAGAGCCUGAAAUCGCAGAUGUUUUAAGUACGGGCAGUGGAUCGGAAUUCGGAGGCCAUCCAACUUUGGAAGACCGCGCUCAGUCGUACACGAUUCGAGAAAACAUGGCUGUACAUUGCGGGUUUGUGAAAGGAAGUGAUCCUGGAGUGGGAACGGGAUAUGACAUUUCGGAGGAAGAUCGUGCGGAGAUGCACAAAUGUGGAGGUGUAGUUGUAGGAUCGGCAAUUUUUGGGAAUUAUGACGAUAUUCAACAACCGGCGAACAUCAGCGCAGAGGCUAAAGCCAACGUCUGCUUUUUCAUGUUCAUCGACGAGGAAACAGGACGGGCCCUCCUCACAAAUGCGGAUUUGCGGAGUACGAGAAAGAUUGGGCUUUGGAGGCUGGUGGUUGUGAAAAACCUGCCCUAUACGGAUGCGAGACGAACUGGGAAGAUUCCAAAAUUGCUAAUUCACAGACUGUUUCCCAACGCACGGUAUUCUUUGUGGGUAGAUGGAAAGUUGCAGCUUGUUGUCGACCCCUAUCAAAUUUUGGAGAGAUUCUUGUGGAGAACCAACGACACCAUAGCCAUAUCUAGACACUAUAAACGUUUUGAUGUUUUUGUUGAGGCGGAAGCAAAUAAAGCUGCGGGAAAGUAUGACAAUGCUACUAUCGAUGCCCAAGUGGACUUCUAUCGCAGUGAGGGUAUGACUCCCUACAGCGAAGAGAAGCUUCCGAUCACAAGUGAUGUGCCAGAGGGAUGUGUUAUCAUUCGGGAGCACACUCCACUGUCGAAUCUGUUUGGGUGCCUAUGGUUCAACGAAGUCGAUCGCUUUACAUCGAGAGAUCAGAUCAGUUUUGGUAUUGUACGGGAUAAGAUGAUGGCUCAGGUGCCUUGGCGCAUCAACAUGUUUUUGGAUUGCGAACGUCGGAACUUUGUAGUGCAAGGUUAUCACCGGGAUGUGCUGGAGCAAAAGAUGCAGCAGCAAGCAGGAGGGACCGCAAAGGAUCCGAAAUCGGACUCCAUAAGCACUCAACACAGAUUAAGCAGAUCAAGAAGAUUACGAAGCAGGUCAUUGUGACCGACCAUUUUUUACUCCAUCUGGGUAUAGUGUCUACAGGCAGGCAGGCACCUAACCGUCCAUCCCACUAGCAGCACAUAGUAGGGACCUGUGUAAAGGAGUUGCUGCUACCAAGCAUAAAAGCUGCUGCACGAGUUUGAGGAAAGCUUCAGAGAAGCUUUGGAGCGAACGAGUACAAAUUUUUGAGGGUGCUGCUGGUGACAACCCAAAUAGGAAGGAGUUCAUCACAACCAGCUACUAACAACAACAACAACAACCACCGACAACAAUGCGAGGUGGUGGUGGGUCACAGAGAUCACAAUACGAUGCCCUUACCAGUGGACCUUCGUACGCUUCAUUCACCGCGCAUGCGUGCGUCGAGGCAUCGAUCAUGCUGCCCAAGCAAGCCGGAAUGAAAGCUGUAGUGGUACGUCCAGAGUGUGCAUACGGUUACACAUCAAUGCCAGUCAUACCUCAAUAAGAGGGACCCCGACCAUGCAACAAAAGUCCGGAGCAAGCUUGAAGGAAUGAAAUUGCAAGAAAACAUGUGUGAAACAAACGUAUAGUUCGUCUGCUUCCGCCCCAGAGCAGCACCUCAUUCAUAACGAGCAUGUAGUGGGGCACAGGUUCACUGCAGAUCAAGCGACCCAGCCCAACCCGACCCAGCCCAACCCUCUCAUCAUCAUUAAGCAGAUGAGUUUAAUUAGAAAUCAUUCUUUUAGACCAUUGUUGGUGAUCCACCUACUGUAGUUAGGAAAUUUGAGGCCACCAAUCGCCAAAUACAAAAGUAGGAUCACCCAUCUUUCUUCUUAUAUUACAAAAUUUGAUUGAUGUCUCUAACAUCACUUGUAACUACAUGUCACGCACUACAGAGCAGCUUUUACAUGCGCUGGGUUUCUGAGACCACCAUCACCCUCCUGCCUUCCCUUGCACCUGCUUCGUCUGUGUCUCCUCAAUCUGUCACUGUGCACUCUGUUCUGCUUUUGACUCAGUCGAUACAUCUCCCGAUGCCCUUGCUUCUCAUCUCAACAAUACCUGUCAUUCACCGAACGGAGCACCAUCGAUCGACAUUUUUCGAAGCUGGCCUUCGUUGUACCCCGGCGUGACACUUCGUGGGAUGUAUCUCACAAACGUCAGCAGAUGGAUUCCUCCAAGGCAAUGAGCAAGUAACCUGGCGAUCUGAUUAUC
This is a messenger RNA of Marchantia polymorpha subsp. ruderalis, 4583 nucleotides long. The record is from the annotation of a GenBank genome assembly. NCBI's taxonomy places the organism in Eukaryota, Viridiplantae, Streptophyta, Marchantiopsida, Marchantiales, Marchantiaceae.